AACUCGCCAGUUCUAUGCAUCAUCCUCUCACGGCAGGAAGUCGAAGAAUACCGACCGGAACACACCUGGAACAGAGAGAACAGUUGAAGAGACAAUCGUUGACAAAGAUGAUGUUUCCCUGGCUAAAAUUACUGGCUCUAUGCUCCCUCCUCGCGAUGGCUCAGUCUUUGCCAACGAAUAUGGCAGACGACGCGAAAAAGACUGAACAAACGAUGAGACCAAAACCUAAACGAGCACAGGAGAUGCUGAUGUUUGGCAACCAACAGAAUCGCCAGGCGGAGAGCAACCCUAGCGCGUCUUAUUCGUCGAAUGCAGAAAAGAGAACUUUAGCUGCAUCAGGAUUAGGUGGACUAAAAGCAGUUCUCGCCGAAGAAGAGAAAUCACCACGCUCUAACAUACCCAAUAACCCCAUCUACGAUCGCGAUUCUUAUUCUCCAUACGACAAGAACUACGACUACGGCAAGGUUCUGGUUAACGCACUAGGUGACGAGAUGCCCCAGGUAUGGGACUUUCCUCCAGACUCCCGCUACUACUUGAAUGAAUAUCGUCGAAAGAGGUCAGAGAAGUCUGCGAUCACUGGAUCGACAACCGUGAAACCGUCGACAACUUCAUACCAGUCUCCAACAUCCACUCAGCAGUCGGUACAGGCGCAAGUGAAGAGAAGCGUUCCCAUUUAUCAAGAGCCGCGAUUCAAGAGGGAAUUGGACAUCGAUCCGGAGGACGUGCUAACGCUUCUCUCUUUAUGGGAAAACGAACGUCGUAAGAGAAACUGGCACAAGUAUAUGAACGAGGAAUACGAUAACGUGGAAGAUGAGGACAAUCUUCUUGAAGAUGAGGAUCCACGAAAUAUUAUUCCAUGGAUGGAUUCCGCAGUGUAUCCCCCUCGUCACUACAGCAUAGACUCCUUGUCACCAUCAGACAUAGGAAUUGUACGUACCCAUCCAUCCAGCUAUUACGAACAAUACGAAAACCAGUACGGGCAACAAUACGACGGCUCCUCUCAAUACGGCAGCCCGCAAUACGGCCUGGUUUAUCCUCAGCAGACUUACUACAAAACUCCAGAGAAGAGGUCUAUGGUCACCAGAAAACGCUCUCAAUCGUACGAUCCUUACUCCGGCGUAACACAGUUCCAAAUAAACCCUCAAUCACGAAGCUACCCUUAUCAGCAUCGUCUAGUCUAUUAAAUUUACCACUCCAACUCGAUGUACAACAGACUCACGCGAAACAAUCGAGAACGUAUUGGAAGAAAGAAAAAGAUCCUACUAAUCUAACACGAGAAAAGAGGGUAACGAACUGACGUUUUCGGACUCACGUAUACGCAAAAAAAACUACAAAUUUCACGCUUUCUUGGCGAACGUUCCCUCUCUGACGUCCUCUUCUUUUUCGGCUAUUCUGUCUUUUUUGUCAGACACAGCAAUACGUGCUCAAGAAGCGAACAAAGAAAGACUACUUUUACUCUAAGAAAUACGGUGCUCAGAAAGACUAUUCAC
Molecule: messenger RNA, 1490 nt
Organism: Habropoda laboriosa
Lineage: Eukaryota; Metazoa; Arthropoda; Insecta; Hymenoptera; Apidae
Product: prohormone-2-like
Exons: 9
Coding region: 15-1184 (389 amino acids)
Source: RefSeq, a predicted model, not a curated record